Molecule: messenger RNA, 5195 nt
Organism: Cimex lectularius (bed bug)
Lineage: Eukaryota; Metazoa; Arthropoda; Insecta; Hemiptera; Cimicidae
Product: translational regulator orb2-like
Exons: 8
Coding region: 399-1457 (352 amino acids)
Biological process (GO): negative regulation of cytoplasmic translation
Cellular component (GO): synapse; nucleus; cytoplasm
Molecular function (GO): mRNA regulatory element binding translation repressor activity; translation factor activity, RNA binding; ribosome binding
Source: RefSeq, a predicted model, not a curated record
UCGUCCCAAAACUUUCCUCCGAGGCACACGCAUCGAACCUUUUCCAUCCUGAUCAAUCUCACAAGUUUUUUUGUUACAACCGAGUUUAUUUGUUGUGUCUGGGAAUCGCGUAUGAUCGGAGACGACUCCAAAUCCGACCCGACGAGUGAUUUUGACCGACACCGGCCAAAUUGAAAUUGUUUUUGGUUUUUUCCUCGGUAAAAUCAUUGGCGAUUAUCGUGGUGCAGCCGACGGCCCGAAGGUCAAAAAAAUAGUCGUUCAUUUUCUCAACAGUGUCAAUAUUUUGUCCAUCCGUUCCACAGACUUUUUGAAGUUGAUGCACAGGGAAUUUUUCAUUCAGUGAUCGUUUGUUAAAUUGAUUGUGUAUUUUAUUUUUAUCUCGCUAAAAGAAUCAUACAAUGUUUCGAGCUUACGGUACAGCACCCGUCGAGGUACCUGAUGUUAUUUAUCCAUGGAACACCCUAUUCAAUAAAGGUUUUGUCAACUGCAAUACCAACGCUCUACAAUCUCUGACCCAAUUACAUGGAAAAAGCCCAUAUUUUCCGGGUCUUGAGGAUCAGAGUGGACUGAUGGAGGAACAAAAUGGACAAAUGGUCGAAGUACAUCAGGCGCCAUCAUUAUCAUCACCGUCACGAUCUUCCCCUCAUAGUCAAGGCUCAGAGACAGGCGAAAGGUAUUCUCGCAAAGUGUUCGUCGGAGGCCUUCCACCAGAUAUAGAUGAAGAUGAAAUAACAGCUAGCUUUAGAAGGUUUGGACCACUUGUAGUCGAUUGGCCGCACAAAGCUGAAAGCAAAUCUUACUUUCCUCCUAAAGGUUAUGCAUUUCUUCUAUUUCAGGACGAGAGUUCAGUUCAACAACUGAUCGACGCUUGCAUUCAAGAUGAGGACAAAUUAUAUCUCUGUGUAUCGUCUCCUACAAUCAAAGAUAAACCGGUACAGAUCAGACCAUGGAGACUGUCAGAUGCCGAUUUUGUACUCGAUGCAUCCAUGCCGUUAGACCCAAGAAAGACAGUGUUUGUAGGAGGUGUGCCAAGGCCAUUAAAAGCUAUUGAGUUGGCCAUGAUCAUGGAUAGACUUUACGGCGGAGUUUGCUAUGCAGGAAUCGACACGGAUCCGGAAUUGAAAUACCCCAAGGGUGCGGGAAGAGUGGCUUUUAGUAACCAACAAAGCUACAUAGCUGCUAUAAGUGCAAGAUUUGUACAGCUGCAACACGGUGACAUUGACAAAAGAGUUGAAGUCAAACCAUACGUGCUAGAUGACCAAAUGUGUGAUGAAUGUCAAGGACAAAGAUGUGGAGGAAAGUUUGCACCUUUCUUCUGUGCAAACGUAACAUGCCUUCAAUAUUAUUGUGAACAGUGCUGGGCAACAAUUCAUUCAAGACCAGGAAGAGAAUUCCAUAAGCCUCUGGUAAAGGAAGGCGCAGAUCGCCCGAGAGCCCUUCCGUUUCGUUGGUGUUAACAACAGUGUCUGUAGGUGCCACCAAACGUUUUAGCUAAUUAGUAGGUGAUCCUUUAGAUUAAGUACACUAUUUUAAUGGUUGCUAUUAGUGUAAUUAUGCUAAAAGCUAAUUAAGGUUUGUGUUUUAUAGUAUAACAGAGCACCUCUCUAGUGUAACACAAGUACAUAUGUAUACACUUUCUGUGUAUUUAAUUUUAUAUAAUUGUAUAUUAUUGAAUACGUGUUACAUGUAUAUGUUUAUUAAGUCAAGUUCCUUUCAUUUAAAGAAGAAAAACAUUCUAGGGAUUAAAGGAAAAUUUUUAAAUAAAUAAAUUUUUUAUUAUUGUGAUCAUAUUCUGUAACUUAGAACGCUAGGUUUACAAUAUGAGAUCUACAAUUAUUUACAGUUACCAUGGAAAAAUUUGUAAACAAACUGUGUAUACUAACUUUUACGUAUGCAUGGAAAACUUAUUUUUUAAUGGAGCACUCAUUAACUGGUGAAACUUACAGCAUUUUGCUCAUCAUUACGUUGGUUUUUUUGUUUUUUGUUUUUUUAAGAAAAUACAUUUUGAUAAUUAUAUUAAUCGGAUUCUGUUAUUUUUUAUUUUAUUUUUUUACAAUAAGAAGUAAUUGAGUUUUACUAAAUAAUGAGUGAAUUAACAAAUUAAUCCAAGAAACUUAAGAAAAAAGUAAAAUGUUCAGAAAGAGAGAAAAAAAUUGUUGCUGCAAUGUGAAAAAACAAUUAAUUAAUUUAAAGAAACAUCCAAAUUAAAUAGCAAGUUAAUUACAAUUCUUUAUAUAGAUCUGAAAUCGGUGAUUUGAUGAAAAGAAACCACGUUCACCAUAUUCACAUGUUUGUUUUCUUUUUCUUUGAUAUCAAAAGAAUGUUUGAUUUUUGUAACAAGUUGACAAACAAUUAAAAAUUUAAAUUUAAAAAUUUGCGGUACAAUAUCAAAGUUGCAUCAAAUAUCAUUGCAGUUUUUCUUAAAUUUGAUCAUUUUUCUUCACUUCUGCACAUUUUAUUACAAAAACACGUUCACAAUCUUAUAGAUUAAAUUUAAUACUUAAUAACUCUAGAAGAGAAAAAUCAUUUUGUAAAUUGCCUGAAAUAAGCUUAUAAAAGAAGGGUCUCUCGACAGCUUGGUUAAAAUUGAAUUUAGAAAAAUUGAGAAUUUAGGAAAUGAAUAUGAUUCUUUCAUUCUAGUUAUAAAUUUAAACCAUAUUCACUAACAAAAAAUGUACAAUUUUAUUAAAAACUAUCUUACAGCAUUAUCAAGGUAGGGGUGAAACAACACGUUUUUAAUGAGUAUGCCUUUACAUGGUUUUACACAUUAAAAUAUUUUUGAAAUAUUUCUUCAGGGUAUUACACGAUGGACACUAGUAUGUAUGUGCGAUGUGUGUCUAAUAACAUGUAUGUUUGGUGUAUUCCUCGCUGGAAAAAUAUAUAGAGAGAAAAAUUUGUGUGAAUAAAUUCCAACUAUUGCAUAUUUGUAUAAUAAUCUUUAUAAAACUACUUUAAACCUUUUUUGUAUCCCAUUAGGUGUAAAUAGUUGUUGUAUAAAUAAUAUACUAAAAACCGUGUAGUUCAAAAAUAAGUAUUAAUACCUUCAAUUUUUUUUUUUUUUUUUUUUUUUAAAUGAAUGUAUUAGUUUUAUUCUUGUAGAUGGAAAUUGUUUCAAAAAUUUCAGUGUGUAACCUUUCAUAACAAGACACUUGCAUUUUUUUAUAUAUAUAAGUUUACCCAAAUUUCUGCAAAUUGCCGCUAUAUUUUGUAAUGCUUAGAAUUGUUAUUUUUUUGGUUUACAAGAUUAUAUUAUUGUUUAAAAUUGUUGUUUUUGAAGUUUGUAAAACUUUCUUAUGUUUUUCACUGAAAGUAUUUUAUAUUUUUUUUUGUUUUGUGAAAUUUAUUAGAAAAUGAGUGUAUUUUUAACAUGAUUUAUUUUUUAGAAAAGUUUAAUUUAAAAAAAAAAGUAAAAAAGAAGAAAUUGGAAAGGAGACCAUGUUUCACUGUAUCUCAUCUGUUUCAUUUUUGUAAAUAUUAUUUGUACAUUUUUUUUGGUAUUUUUUUAUAUUAUUUGUCAAUAUAAAUUGCAUUGGGAUCAAUUUCUACAAGAAAUAUCGGUUUUUAUUAGGAAUCGUGAGAAAAUGUAAAAGACUCUUUUCAGCAGUCAGUUUCAUAGUCUCUUCAAGUUUUUUAUCUUUAAAAAAAAAUCAGUGAUAUAUUGUUAGCUUUUGAUAUUUAAAUAAGAUGUGUUGUUUUAUAAAUUCAUCUGAUUAGGCAGAUUGUUCUACAAUGAGGUUUGACUCCUUCUUAUAUUUAUUUUUAUAAAUAUUAUAUUGUUGAUAAUAUUUUUAUUUUUGAAAUAAAUUUAUUUGAGAUUUUGAAAGAACUAUUAUAUGUAAUUGUUAGUGUUGUUUAUGUGCAAUGCUUCUUUGUUAAGUAUAAAUUAAUAUAAACCUCUAUUUAAGUCUUAUUAGUGAUUAAAUUCAACAGAAUGUUACCAAUUAAUUAUUUAUUUUUUAGAAAAAAGGGAUACAUUGUGUAUUCUUCUUUUUUUUGAGUCAGUCACAUUCAGACUAAAUGACAUAGUACACAUUUUGUAAAACUUAGUACUUUAAGUCAACAGUUCAAAAACUAGUCUCAUGUUUUUUAAUCUACAAGUUUGAAAUUUUAUUUUAUCUACAUAGUGCUAUGUGUUAUUAAUGUAUUGUGUUUGUGACCCUGCAAGUGUGAGGUUUUAGCUUUUUAACGUGUGCGAGUCAAAUUAAUACCAGGGGCAUUGUGCAUGUGUUUGCACAGAAAAAAAAAAUUGGAAUGUAAUGAAGAUAAAAUAGAAUAAAUUCUUGUAGUUACUCACAUUUUACAUUAUAUUGUAAAUGUUGUUCCACCUAUUCAAAGUGCUUUUCACUAUAAUUACAUGAUUAACGCAAUUCCUAUUUAAUAAUCAAAGAUGUAUAGUAGUGUAUGCUGAAGGUGGUAUUCCCCUCCAAGGAGAAAUUCCUCAUGUUUCAAAAAGAAACAAUAAAAAUUAGAAAAAAAAUUAGUAGCUUCUAUUUUAUAAGGUAAUUAAAAUAUAUUUCUAGCAAAACAAAAAUUUAUGGUAAAACCAUUCUCACUCUGGCACAUUCACAAAAAAAAAAAAAAAAAUGAAGACAAAUUUUGAGAUGCCUUCAUAGUGGUGACAUUUUUAAAAUGAAAUUUAAAAAAUAUUGCACAAAUAAUGAAACUUUGCACUUGAUCUCUCAAUGUACCAAAGAGAAAAGAUCAUAAAAAAUACAACAUAUUUUCUAUGUUGAAUAAACAAGAAAUGAUAUAUAACAAGAGAGAUAGCGACAAUAUGCAAGUUAUCAGCGACUUAUAACACCCUAUGACAUUUUAAAAUUGCACGAUUAUGAUGUGGAGCUUAGGAGUAUUUUAUUACCUUGUUAAUAUAUUGUGAUCGAAGUAAAAAUAAAAAAUGUUUUACUCCCCAAAUAAUUUAUUAUAUACGAUUAUUCAAUAAUUAAUGUAGUCAAGACAGUUCUAUAUUCACUUAACUCAUAUGUAAAAUAAUUGAAAUUUUGUACUUUUUUAUAAUUUUAGUACAUUAUUUAUUUGGAACUAAUAACCGAUGUGUGUCAAACUGAUAACUUUGCAUGAUACUAAGUCAUUACAACAAUUUUGCUAUGAUAAGCUAAUAAAUUUGUUUAUUAUAUUUACAGAUAUAUAAUUGGGAAAUAUGUAUCUGAUUAUUGAAAAUAUAAUUUUUUUUAAUUUAU